Coregonus sp. 'balchen' is the source of this 9305-nucleotide messenger RNA. The record is from the annotation of a GenBank genome assembly. NCBI's taxonomy places the organism in Eukaryota, Metazoa, Chordata, Actinopteri, Salmoniformes, Salmonidae.
AUGAAGGAGAAGAGGGAUGAAUCCACUGAAUCCCCUGGUGUUUUUCUCUGGUGUUCUUUUUGGUGCAGAAAGGGGUGCUGUUGGAGAUUUUGGAGCAGAGCUCAAACCACAGACAGGCCCUACUGGCGCAGUGGCAGUCGCCGGCCUGGGGGGAGAUGGGUUCCCUGAGGACAUGAUGGGCAGAGGCAGCAGGUAGGAAGGAGAAUGAGGUGAUAAGCUCAAAACCUGCUGCUUAGCCUGGGGCAAAAGCAGGCCAGUUCCACCAUGCUACUAAAGUCCUUUGCUUCUAGAAUGCAUAAUUUAUGCUGUGCAUAUACAGGAAAUCCGCUCACAUAUCCUUAUCCUUUUCAUUAUAUGCCCAUCUCAUUAUUUAUUAAUUAUCCAUUGUGUGUACAGGUGUGCCAAGCUUGUAAUGUCAUACCCAAGAAGACAUGAAGCUGUAAUCGCUGCCAAAGGUGCUUGAACAAAGUACUGAGUAAAGGGUCUGAAUACUUAUGUAAAUGUGAUAUUUCAUUUCUUAGUUUUUUAUACAUUUCUAGAAAUUUCUAAAAACCUGUUUUUGCUUUGUCAUUAUUUGGGUAUUAUGUGUAGAUUGAAAAAACAAUUUAAUCAAUUUUAGAAUAAUGCUGUAACAUAACAAAAUGUGGAAAAGUCAUGGUCUGAAUACUUUCCGAAUGCACAUGCAAAUAAUGUAGCAGAUAUAGGAUAUGGUAGAAAGAGUAUGUGGCCUUUUCUGUAGCCUACAGGCUGGAGAUAAAAUGUAUGACAAUGUAAUGUGACAGACACUUUUUACAUCAUGCAGGAUUCUCCGAUCAAUUAACCUAACCUAAAUGGCGCCGAAUCAAAUAAAAAAUGCACUGUCAUGUUAACAAACACCUAGGGCUGACCCCAUUUUUUCGACUGGUCGAUUGUUUAGUCGAUAGGCUAUUGGUCGACUGAGAUUUCUUUAGUCGAGCAGUACAAAAAAUAUGGUGUACAAGACACCUGUCUGAUUCGCGCCUGUCUGAGUGGACUGGUCCAUUGUGGAGGCCUGUCUGAGUGGACUGGUCCAUUGUGGAGGUCUGAGUGGACUGGUCCAUUGUGGAGGCCGUGGGGAUGGCACAGUCCGUCAGUCUAAAACGUGCUACUGAAAUUGUAUAUGGUUAUAUUACAUAAGAACAAUGGUGCAACACUAAUAAAAAGAAUAUUAUUUUAUUAAAAAUGCACUUUCUCCCUUGUUGGAUAGCGGAACCGCUGUACACGGUUCUGAAACACAUCAGUGCGCUGUUGAAUUGCUGCCUUUUCCUAGACCAUGUUGCUAUGUGCAUAAUAGCGUAAUGGUGUUGAGAACAGCAGCAGAAUGAGGAGAUGAGAAAACAGCCCCUGCCUUAUUGUCUAAGAAAAUUAAGGAGAGAGGAAACACAAACUUAAUCAAUAGCCUAACGGUUAAAUGUGCCUGGCUUUAUACAUCAUCAAUAUAUCUACAGAAAUAAGACAGAUCCUGCUUCUGUUGCCUGUUUGAGUGUUUGUUUAAUAGCCAACUGUUUCCAAGAGCACCAAGCCUCACACAAUGACAUGAAGUAAACAAAUAUGGCACUUUUAAUAUCUUUGCUUUGCUGUGAUAAAGGCUUUACACCUUUGUUCGUUAACAGCCUCUCUGGUAUUAUUUAUAAUUUAUUUUGUGUUUACACUGUUCCAAAUUGUCUUAAAUUUUUUAUUUAUAAUAAUAAUAAUAAUAACGCUCCUUCUUAUUGUGGUUGUUGUUGUUGUUAUUAUUAUUAUAAGUAAUGUAAUUAUCAGUAGUAGGCUUAGUAUAGCAGCCUUGUAUAACCACCAUCGAGCUGUAGGCCUAAGAGCACAUCCUUUUUAGUCUUAAUACCGUAACAUUCUUAGGCUUAAUUUUCAAUAGGCUACUGUAUCAAUCAUUCAUUCGUUCAUGUCAUCACACAGCAUAUGAGUCAUUCAUGAUUUGAAAUGCAAUCAAGCAUUUUAGUUUUAAAUAAAAUAAAGGGAGCCUUGAAUAAUUAGCUUAAACAACAAAUAAACCAUUCCAUUUCGGAAAUUACAUUCACGAAUGAAUGCGACUGUUGAAAUAAAGGCCUAACAAAAAAACGUUACAACAGACAGGUGUGCCAACAGAAAGGGCCAUUCUCUGGUAGGCGUAUACUUUAUUUAGUGUUGUUUACAUUGUUCCAAACGGUCAGAAAAAUUAUAUUGUAAUCUAUACAGCACCUGUUUGGCACUCAUAAUAUGCACGCAGGGCUUGCUCUUUACCUUCUUUUUCUUGAUCUCCAGUGUGUUCAACAACUAGUCACAUUUACAGUAUGUUCUUGUGGACCUUCAAUGUGGCAUAACUUUUUUGGUACCCUUCCUCAGAUCUGUGCCUCGACACAAUCCUGUCUCUGAGUUUUACGGACAAUUCCUUCGACCUCAUUGCUUGUGGUUUGCUCUGACAUGCACUGUCAACUGUGGGACCUAAUAUAGACAGGUGUGUGCCUUCCCAAAUCAUGUCCAAUCAAUUGAAUUUACCACAGGUGGACUCCAAUGAAGUUGUAGAAACAUCUCAAGGAUGAUCAAUGGAAACAGGAUGCACCUGAGCUCAAUUUCGAGUCUCAUAGUAAAGGAUCUGAAUAAGGUAUUACUGUUUUUCAUUUUUUAUAAUUUUGCUAAAAAAAUAAAACAGUUUUCGCUUUGUCAUUAUGGGGUAUUGUAUGUAGAUUGAUGAGGGAAAAAAUCUAUUUAAUCAAUUUUAGAAUAAGGCUGUAACGUAACAAAAUAUGGAAAAAGUCAACAUGUCUCAAUACUUUCGGAAUGCACUGUAUAUGCUGAAAGGCCAGGCGGUUCUAGUGUUAAAUAGCCAAAUUGAUUAGUCAACAAUUCGCACAAACUAAUAGCAAAAAAAUUAAUAGCUAAACGCUAACGAGCGAAAACAAACAAACUAAUUGCAAAGACAGGCAAAUCCAGCUCAUAAAGUUAUACAAGCAUAGCUAGUAGCUACCGAAUGUCAUUUUUGGUGAGUGGACAUUUACAAGCGAAAGUGAAUGAGAGAAAUUGUGAUGCAUGCUUUUCUGAAGGAAGAGCAGCAUGUGUACAGGAGCAGAGGGGAGAAGAACGGAAGAGAAAAAAAAUGCUAGUAGGAAGAAUAGGGAAAAAAUGGCAGCUGUACAGAUAACUCAUCCAGAGCUCUUUGACUUCUGGCAGAAAGCCAUUAUAAGAUAUCUGAUGGCAAACAUUUAGUAAUGAAUUGCAUACAAGUGUAACUUCAUCACCUUAUGUGCGCCACACAACAGAGACUCACAAAUAGCAGAUCCCCAAAACAUGCUAACCUCGCACCAUUACAACAACAGGGGAGGUUAGCAUUUUGGGGGGUUAUGAUAUUUAUGCGUCUAACUUUCUCACUCAUCAUUAUUCACGAUUUAUUCAGGAUUAUCCGUAAUCAUGGUAGCAUCCCCACAUUAAUGUAGAAGUGCUUAGAAACAUAUUAUAUUCUUAUUUACAAUGUAAGUGUCUCCAAAAUGACACAAUAGAUUAUUUACCAUUAAUUUCUAUUGGGCACAAAAUAAUCUGAAACACAACCAAAACAAAUAGCAAAUGCAUCCAACAAAUUUGUAGAGUCACAAGCUUGAUGUAGUUAUUGCGUGCUAUGAAUAUGAGACCAAAUACUUUACUUUUUACUAUAAUACACAGAAGUGAAUUUGUCCCAAUACUUUUGGUCCCCUAAAAUGGUGGCACUAUGUACAAAAAGUGCUGUAAUUUCUAAACGGUUCUCCCAAUAUGGAUGAAAAUACCCUCAAAUCCAAAGUGCUGGAGUACAGAGCCAAGACAACAACAAAUGUGUCACUGUGCCAAUACUUUUGGAGCUCAUUAUAUUAUGAAUUGUGUGUUUUAUGACUAUGACUGUUAGACCUAGUCAUUGAAAGGUUAUUUUCUCUCCCUUUGCAGUGAACCAUUGCCAAAGGAACAAAACUGCCCAUAGGCUCAAACCACAUCACCAUUGGCUGCAGGAACAAGGCAGUCUAUCAGUAGCAUGUCACUUUCACAUAAGUACAUGUAUUAGGAAAAAAUAGUUACAUUCAAAAGCAACAUUCCUGUGAAAAAUAUCUGCUGUAGAAAUAACAUUUGCUCUGUUGAGGAGUAUUUGAAAAUGUUUUUUGGGACUACAUGAGUUAUGACUUCACUCAGAUGAGCACCUCAUUCCAUAGAAACAUUUCAGUAGCGCCAGCACAUCUAAAUUUAACUUAUUAUUCAAUUUGUCCCACUUUUCAGUCCCAACGUGGAGUCGAUGGGAUUGCGAUUUGGCAUGAUAAAGGACCAUUGCCCCACCACGGGAGAGGUUGUUGCUUUUGACGGCUCAAUUCUCUACCUCCAUGUGAAGAUGGAAGAGGUAGGUUACUUUUCAAUGAUGCCUCUGAAGUCUGGCCUACUGUAUGUCUUGAGUAUAGAUGUGUAUUAAUUAUGUGCAAAUAAUUGGCUUAUACUUGGAAAUACACUCAAUGGGAACAGCUGCUUACGGAGGAGGUUGACAUCAAGGUUCAGAUGACACCCCAUUCUGAGGUCCUGCCACCCCAUUGUGACCUGUGCAUCCCCUUUUACAACGUGGUGCUGAGGAGGUAACAGGGCCUUAUUCAUAAGGGCAAAAUGCAGCAUUCAUUAGGGCAUACCAUAGCAAAACAUUUUACAACGGAAAACAAUGGAUCUUAUUGGACAAGUUCAGGUAGUCCCUUCCUGUUUUCAGUAUGUUGUUUUCCAUUUGGUCUCUAAUAAAAAUAUACCCCAGUGCUGCAAUAUGAGCCGCUAAUUGUCCACCACUAAUUGACCUUGACUUGUUUUUGUAGUUUUUUUUAAAGGCCUAUGGUCUACCUAUGAGAGAAGUUCUCUGGGGGGAAACCAGACCUAAGUGCAGCCAUGCUGUCAGUAUUUAGCUAACCUCCCCUUUGUUCUCUACGUGGAGUCAUCUAUUGUCCUCGCUUGAUAGCUUCAAGCAAAGACAUUUGCUUUCUUGAGAUGCCUCAGCUGUUUUACACACAAGUCCAGACGUCUUUUAAAACGGUCCAUUUCCCCCUAAAUCCUAAAAAGCCUUUUCACUGAAUGGUGCGACAAGACAUUAUUGUUCUCUCCCUGUAUGUUGUCAAGGUUAAUGAGCAUCCUGGGACUGAAGCUUGUGGGGCGGAAUCUUUACGAUCCAAAAAGCGCAGUCAUACUUGGGAAACGUCGGUGAGUACAGUUAAAGUCGGAAGUUUACAUACACUUAGGUUGGAGUCAUUAAAACUGGUUUUCCACCACUCCACAAAUGUCUUGUUAACAAACUAUAGUUUUGGCAAGUCGCUUAGGACAUCUACUUUGUGCAUGACACAAGUAAUUUUUCCAACAACUGGUUACAGUGUCACGAUCGAGGUAAGGAGUAGACCAAGGCGCAGCGUGAUGAACAAACAUACUUUAAUUAGUUAAAGCAUCAAAAUACAAAACAAAACACGACUCGUGACGUCCACGGUAUCAAUGACGGAACAAAAACCCACAACCACAAAGGGAAAACAUACAGUUUAAAUAUGGCUCCCAAUCAGAGACAACCAGCCAACAGCUGACACUCGUUGCCUCUGAUUGGGAGUCACUCAGGCAAACAUAGAAUACAACAAACUAGAAUGAACACCAACAUAGAAAUACACACAUAGAAAUGAACACACCCUGGCUCAACAUAAUGAGUCCCAGAGCCAGGGUGUGACAGUACCCCCCCCCUAAAGGCGCGGACUGCGACCGCCCCUCAACUAAACAAACCAGGGGAGGGCUGGGCGGGCAUACCUCCUCGGCGGCGGUUCUGGCUCCGGCCUUGACCACCACCCUCCAAUACACCCCCCAUAGUACCCCUGGUCCAGUCUGGCCCCGCCGGCUGGAGCAGGACUGGACUUAACAGGAGCGAUCCUUACCAGGCUGUCGACUCGCACCCCUGGCUUGGUGCGUGGAGGAGGAACGGGCCUUACCAGGCUGACGACGCGCACCCCUGGCUUGGUGCGUGGAGGAGGAACGGGCCUUACCAGGCUGACGACGCGCACCCCUGGCUUGGUGCGUGGAGGAGGAACGGGCCUUACCAGGCUGACGACGCGCACCCCUGGCUUGGUGCGUGGAGGAGGAACGGGCCUUACCAGGCUGACUUCUCGCACCCCUGGCUUAGUGCGAGUGGCAGGAACAGGCCGGACCGGGCUGGCGACGCGCACCGUAGGUUUGGUGCGAGUGGCAGGAACAGGCCGGGUCGGGCUGGCGACGCGCACCGUAGACUUGGUGCGGGUGGCAGGAACAGGCCGGACCGGGCUGGCGACGCGCACCGUAGGUUUGGUGCGAGUGGCAGGAACAGGCCGGGUCGGGCUGGCGCCGCGCACCGUAGACUUGGUGCGGGUGGCAGGAACAGGCCGGGUCGGGCUGGCGACGCGCACCGUAGACUUGGUGCGGGUGGCAGGAACAGGCCGGACCGGGCUGGCGACGCGCACCGUAGGUUUGGUGCGAGUGGCAGGAACAGGCCGGGUCGGGCUGGCGACGCGCACCGUAGACUUGGUGCGGGUGGCAGGAACAGGCCGGACCGGGCUGGCGACGCGCACCGUAGGUUUGGUGCGAGUGGCAGGAACAGGCCGGGUCGGGCUGGCGACGCACACCGUAGGCUUGGUGCGUGGAGCAGGAACAGGCCGGGCUGGGCUGUCGACGCACACCGUAGGCUUGGUGCGUGGAGCAGGGACAGGCCGGACUGGGCUGGCGACGCACACCGUAGGCUUGGUGCGUGGAACAGAGACAGGCCGGGCUGGGCUUGCGACGCACACCGUAGGCUUGGUGCGUGGAGCAGGGACAGGCCGAACCGGGCUGUGGAGACGGAUAGGAGGCCUGGAGUGAAGAGCGGCCACCACCCGUCCUGGCUGAAUGCCUACCCUCACACACUGUGUGAGGCAUCCGCACAGGACGUACAGGGCGGUGAACCCCUGGCCUGGUGGCUUUCUGGAUCCGCCCCCUUUUCUCCUCCGUCAGCCCCGUCGUCCAUGCCGUGUGCCCCCCCCUAAAAAAUUUCUGGGGUUGCCUCACGACCGUCCGACGACGACCCUGAUCACGCCGUUGCUCCUCUCUCCGUCGCCUCUCCACUGUCUCACUCCAUGGCCGGCGAUCCAUCCCGGCCAGGAUUUCCCCCCAAGUCCAGGACCCUUUACCGUCCAAUAUCUCCUCCCAUGUCCAGGCUGCCUGCUCCUGGACACGCUGCUCCUCUUUCGCCAGGGCCUUUCCCGGCGCUUCCUCCCAUGUCCACCCCAAGGGCUGCCCCUGGACACGCUGCUUGGUCGUUGCAUGGUGGGUUUUUCUGUCACGAUCGAGGUAAGGAGUAGACCAAGGCGCAGCGUGAUGAACAAACAUACUUUAAUUAGUUAAAGCAUCAAAAUACAAAACAAAACACGACUCGUGACGUCCACGGUAUCAAUGACCGAACACGGAACAAAAACCCACAACCACAAAGGGAAAACAUACAGUUUAAAUAUGGCUCCCAAUCAGAGACAACCAGCCAACAGCUGACACUCGUUGCCUCUGAUUGGGAGUCACUCAGGCAAACAUAGAAUACAACAAACUAGAAUGAACACCAACAUAGAAAUACACACAUAGAAAUGAACACACCCUGGCUCAACAUAAUGAGUCCCAGAGCCAGGGUGUGACAUACAGACAGAUUAUUUCACUUAUAAUUCACUGUAUCACAAUUCCAGUGGGUCAGAAGUGUACAUACACUAAGUUGACUGUGCCUUUAAACAGCUUGGAAAAUUCAGAAAAUGAUGUCAUGGCUUUAGAAGCUUCUGAUAGGCUAAUUGACAUCAUUUGAGUCAAUUGGAGGUGUUCCUGUGGAUGUAUUUCAAGGUCUACCUUCAAACUCAGUGACUCUUUGCUUGACAUCAUGGGAAAAUCAUUAGAAAUCAGCCAAGACCUCAUAAAAAUCAUUGUAGACCUCCACAAGUCUGGUUCAUCCUUGGGAGCAAUUUCCAAAUGCCUGAAGGUACCACGUUCAUCUGUACAAACAAUAGUACGCAAGUAUAAACACCAUGGGACCACGCAGCCGUCAUACCGCUCAGGAAGGAGAUGCGUUCUGUCUCCGAGAGAUGAACGUAUUUUGGUGCGGAAAGUGCAAAUCAAUCCCAGAACAACAGCAAAGGACCUUGUGAAGAUGCUGGAGGAAACAGGUACAAAAGUAUCUAUAUCCACAGUAAAACGAGUCCUAUAUCGACAUAACCUGAAAGGCCGCUCAGCAAGGAAGAAGACACUGCUCCAAAACCGCCAUAAAAAAGCCAGACUACGGUUUGCAACUGCACAUGGGGACAAAGAUCGUGCUUUUUGGAGAAAUGUCCUCUGGUCUGAUGAAACAAAAAUAGAACUGUUUGGCCAUAAUGACCAUCGUUAUGUUUGGAGGAAAAAGGGCGAGGCUUGCCAACCGAAGAACACCAUCCCAACCGUGAAGCACGGGGGUGGCAGCAUCAUGCUGUGGGGGUGCUUUGCUGCAGGAAGGACUGUGCACUUCACAAAAUAAAUGGCAUCAUGAGGAAGGAAAAUGAUGUGGAUAUAUUGAAGCAACAUCUCAAGACAUCAGUCAGGAAGUUAAAGCUUGGUCGCAAAUGGGUCUUCCAAAUGGACAAUGACCCCAAGCAUACUCCCAUGCUGUGGCAUAAUGGCUUAAGGACAACAAAGUCAAGGUAUUGGAAUGGCCAUCACAAAGCCCUGACCUCAAUCCUAUAGAACAUUUGUGGGCAGAACUGAAAAAGCGUUUGCAAGCAAGGAGGCCUUCAAACCUGACUCAGUUACACAAGCUCUGUCAGGAGGAAUGGGCCAAAUUCACCCAACUUAUUGUGGGAAGCUUGUGGAAGGCUACCCGAAACAUUUGACCCAAGUUAAACAAUUUAAAGGCAAUGCUACCAAAUACUAAUUGAGUGUAUGUCAACUUCUGACCCACUGGGAAUGUGAUAUAAUAAUUCUCUCUACAAUUAUUCUGACAUUUCACAUUCUUAAAAUAAAGUGGUAAUCCUAACUGACCUAAGACAGGGAAUUUUUACUAGGAUUAAAUGUCAGGAAUUGUGAAAAACUGAGUUUAAAUGUAUUUGGCUAAAGUGUAUGUAAACUUCCGACUUCAACUGUAAUUAGAUUUGUCCUCAAACUGAGAAAUUAUACUCCAACUGAAAUCUCAAUGAUAAUAGCAGCUGACUCAAGCCCCUUGGUUUCCAUCUUCAUAUUCUAGGCUGCAGGUGUGGCCAGGUUACUCAACGUGCAUAAAGCACACUGACGGAGGCCUGUACCUCCAGGUGGAUGUGUCCCACAAAGUGCUGUGA